UUGUCUGGAAUUCAGCAUCGAGUGUCGAGAGAAAAAUAUCUAACGGUAGAUAUAAGUAAACAUGGAGUUGUCGGCGGUCGGGGAGAGGGUAUUCGCGGCGGAAUCUAUCAUCAAACGCCGAAUAAGACGAGGUCGAAUGGAGUACCUAGUGAAAUGGAAGGGAUGGUCUCCCAAGUACAGCACAUGGGAGCCGGAGGAGAACAUCCUGGAUUCCCGUCUGUUCGCCGCCUUCGAAGAAAGGGAGCGUGAGAGGGAGCUCUUUGGACCGAAAAAGAGAGGACCGAAACCGAAGACCUUUCUCCUGAGAGCUCAGGCCAAAGCCAAAGCCAAGACAUAUGAAUUUCGGAGUGAAGCAGAAAGGGGGAUUCGCGUUUCAUUUCCAAAUCCUGAGCCUGUCAUCACCCCAAGGGCUCGGGAGGGCUUGCGAACGAUAGUACCCAUGAUUUUCCCUCCCAGCACUGUUAACAGGGGGGACAGUGUCCGGGUGCGGCCUGUGGAAUCACUGCGGGAGCACCGGCCCCCUAUGUUACACAAACCAUCCCCAGAUGAAUUUGUGUCAGUGCCCAAGAAGAGGGGGCCUAAACCCAAGCUGCGUUUCAAAGACAGCCUAAGUAGCGGUCCAUCCCCUGAGCAUGCAAAAAGGAGGCUGGAGGAACAAAUGGCUUAUGUCCCAGUAAAAAUGAGAAAAGCUGAGCGUUCAGAGGGUGAGAAGAUGGACCUGCCUCUGAGGAUGCUCAAACUGGCACGGAGGCAUCCGGAAGAUCCCGGGUACACACAGAAGCAGGUGUUCGCCAUGCCCGGCGGAAGCUCACAACACUUCAGUGCCUACAGGAGCUCUUACAGACACAGGGAGAGCUCAGAUCUUCAGAGCUGCCGGACUAAAGACUGCUCAGGUGGCGUGUCCUCUCUGCACUCAAAACUGAACCGCAUGUCAAAGAGCAGUAUGUGCCAGCCUGAUGUCCCGUCAUCCCCAGGGCAGCCUUCUCUCAUUGCCAAGAUCCCCAUGUCAAGGAUCCUGGGAGAGCCCGAGGAAGAUUCCUGGAGCCCCUGCCUGAACAACAUCGAGAAAGUUGUGGUAACGGACAUUACUACAAACUGUGUGACGGUGACCAUUAAGGAGAGCAGCACAGAUAAAGGAUUCUUCAAAGAUAAAAGAUAAUUCAGUAAUAUCUUUCUUUUGUAAAACGUUUUCAUCAGAUUAUUUUCUUUGAGAGUAAUUGCGAAUUAAUGGUAUCAUGUAACAUUUAUGUUUUUUAUAUGACUGUACAGAGGCAAAGAUUAUAAAUGAAUAUAUGUGUGUACACAGAUGUUGAAUGUAUGAUUAGGUUAAAUUCUCAAACAGUGUGUAGGUGAUGUAUGAUUUUGCUUGGCAUAAACUCUACUUAAAGGAUUGCAUGUACCGAACAUGCUGAGCUGCAAGGUGUUUGUGUAGAAAACGCAAAUGCCACAGUAAUUUUUUUUCCCCCCAUUGCCUGAUGUCCAAACGAGUUGCCUAAUCGUUUUUGUAGCAUAGGGUUUGCCGCCUUGUAGCUAUGUAUACUACAAGGAAGCCUCGGUUCGGUAGGCUGAAUGCUGGGUUGUGUAAGCAGAACGAGUCUAAGUAUUUUGAUGGAGUUAAAUGGAAGCUGUAUGUAUAUAUUUAGCCUUUUCACUGAGUGCACAAUGUGCCAUUGGUUUUCGUUGUGGAAGGUCUCUGAAUGUGUGAAAAAGGAGUGGAGGGAUUCCUGUUUGCUGUACGUUUUCACAGCACCUUCAUUGUCUUUCCAAGUGGACAUUGACCCCUUUUCAUUAACCAUCCUUCUGGACUCAGUGUGAGCUACAGAUUGGAAAGGAGCAGAACAGUGAUUUAAAAUGUUGUUUCCUCAGAAGCGCAGUAUUAAAUUCAUGCGAUGCCAUAACAGCUGUCAGUUAUGUAUUUGCGGUACAUUUUUAAAGGUCCUGGUCACAUGACGUGAAGCUCUUGUAAAAAAGCUGCGUGAAGUGUGACUCGAACGGGUUCAGGAACUUUGGAAACGGAUCUUUUUGCGGCUUCAUGAACCCGGUCAGUCAACGUGCGCAGGUUUUGAAACGAUCAGCGGAACCCUGGUGUAAUAAUACUGUACAUGUAAACGGUCCUCGAUGCCCAUAGUAAACUGC
Molecule: messenger RNA, 2136 nt
Organism: Scleropages formosus (Asian bonytongue)
Lineage: Eukaryota; Metazoa; Chordata; Actinopteri; Osteoglossiformes; Osteoglossidae
Gene: cbx8b
Product: chromobox homolog 8b
Exons: 5
Coding region: 62-1159 (365 amino acids)
Biological process (GO): negative regulation of transcription by RNA polymerase II
Cellular component (GO): PRC1 complex; chromatin
Molecular function (GO): chromatin binding
Source: RefSeq, a predicted model, not a curated record